This is a messenger RNA of Rhizophagus irregularis DAOM 181602=DAOM 197198, 3645 nucleotides long. RefSeq lists its product as uncharacterized. The record is from RefSeq and is a predicted model, not a curated record. Gene Ontology annotation, molecular function: protein binding. NCBI's taxonomy places the organism in Eukaryota, Fungi, Glomeromycota, Glomeromycetes, Glomerales, Glomeraceae.
AUUUCUCUUUGCAAUAAAAUAAUAAUAAAAAGAAAUAUGGAUAAUAGUUCAAGCCAGAGCGAAAGUUCUUCAAGCAACUCUGCUCAACCAAUUAACAACUCUAUUUCGAAUAAAACAACAUCGUAUGAAAACAUCUCUAACAAUAUUAUUCUUCUCAAAUUAGAAGAGGAUGGAUUUACAACUCCUGAUGGAAAGGCAAAAGAACUUAUCAAGGAACUGUCCGAAAUAAAAUAUUUAUAUGCUUUAAAGCUACUAUUUGAAAAUCCACUUAAUCGAUUUACUCCUAAAGUUCUUCGAGAUUCUUUGGUUACAUUAGCAGAUCCAAAACCAUUUGAUUAUUAUGAUAUACAAAGUGUAACUAGGUUAGAGUUACAUUUACGUACAUGGGUGGCGGUUUUAGAAAAAAUUUGUUUUACACAAAUGCGUUUAAGUAAGGAUCUUCGUAAUAGAAUUUAUAAUUCUUUACCAAAAUUUGUUGAAAUUCAUCGAAAAACAACUCAGAUCAUGCAGGAAGGAAUUGAUAAUAAAUAUAUAUCUGAUUUUAAUCAAUUUAAUCAUCGCCAAAUUAAUAAUGAUGAUGAUAGUAUUAAAAAACGAAAUUAUAACAUUGACUUCUUACUAAUCCACUUGCGAGACACAUUACAUAGUUUGCGUGAUGAUGAGACUUGGUUUCAAGAAAUUAUACGAAGAACUAAAAAUUUACUUAAAGCUGCAUUGAAUAUUACUCCAGGAAUUUUAUUAAUAGCAGGAGUUGCUCUUCCAAAUGAUAAUAGUUCAAUCUUAUUAAUGCUUACUCAAAUACGUGAAAGCUUAAGUUUUAAAUAUCCUGUAGCAUCUUAUUAUGUAGAUUGGAGAAUUAUGCUGAUAAUUCAACAUAAUCUUUUUACCUGGUCCGAAAAUCCUGAAAUGAUAAUUAGUAAUAAAUUCUCUGAAUUGGUAUUAAUGGAAUAUUUUUGGAGCUUUUUAGAAAGAGAAUGGAUUAAUGUUACUAAUAAAUCUAUCUUGGAUUCUCAAACAAAAUUUGAUGAAGUAUCAAAUAAAGUUGCUAAAGCUUUAAAAAAUACUGGAAGUUUCUUAAAUGAUCUUGCUGGAAAUGAACCUCUUGCAUUACCACAUAUCUUAUGGUUUGGAAUAUUAGAUCUUGCACAAAACCUUGUUCAAAAGUCUACUCGAACUUCUACAUAUGGUCUUUGUUAUUAUUUAGCAAUUGAAUCACUUAAUAAAGCUCCAAGUAGUUUCAUUCAAUUUAAAGCAGUUGAAAUAUUAUUACAUUUGCAUAAUAUUAAUAGUCAAAUGUUUUCAAUGAUUGAUGAUGAUUUUGAUCAAUAUAUAAAAAAAUUAAAUGAAAAUAAAUCAACAGAUUUUUCAGAAAAAUUUCAAAAUUUAUUAUUAUUUAUUAAAGAAAAAUAUCUUGAAGAUUUAAAAAUUUUAGGCAAUGAUAUUGAAAAUGAAAAGAAAGGAAAAGGAAAAAGAAAAAGUUUAAACCAAAAUUCGUAUUUAAAGAGGGAACAAACAUCAAGUUCUAAUAUUAUAGAUAUUAUAGCAAAUGAAAUGACUUGUCCAGUUAGUAGUGAACCAGAAGAUCAAUUAUGUAUUUUAAAAUGUCAACAUACAUUAUCACUAAAUAAUUUAAAAAAAUUAAAACAAAAAAUAUGUUCUGAAUGUCGAGAAAAGAUUGAAGAAGAUGACAUCAGAUAUUUAUCACAAAAUUCUAUUUACAAAUAUUUAUAUACCAAAUUUUCUGAAUCUGGACAUAUUUUACCUUCAAUUGAAUUAGAAAAUUCAGAUCAAAUAUAUGAUAGUGAUAAUUCAGAUAAUUCAGAAGCUGAUCUUAUAUUAAUUAAAAAGAAGAAUUUUAUGAAUCCAACCAUUAAACUAAAUUCAAAUAUAUCAUUAUCAUCAAUACUAUCAAGAAAUUCAAAGAAACAACAUCCAACAUAUCAAAAUAUUAUAAAUGAAAUAAAUGAAAAACAUUAUAAAAAAGCUGAAUCCUUGUGUAAAGAAUUUUUGAAUUUUUUUCCUAAAAGUUAUUCUUUAAGGUGCAUUUUAGCUUAUAUUUAUAGAUGUCUUAAAAAUUAUAAACAAGCACAUUUCUAUUUAAAAGAAGCCAUUAAUUUAAAACCAAAAGAACCAAUUGCUUAUUUAAUUUGUGGAGAAAUAUUUUUUUGGCAAGGUGAUUAUGAUAAAGCAGUAGAUAAUUUAAAGAUAUCAAUAAAUUAUAAGGUUAAAAUAAAUAACUCAUAUAUAAUAAUUGGAAAUAGUUACUUAUUUAAAGGUUAUUAUUAUUAUUCUAUAGAAAAUUAUAAUAUUGCAUUAGAAAAUAAUCCAAAUAAUUAUUCAUGUCUUAAGAAUAGUGCAUAUAGUUAUGAAAAAAGAAGGGGAUAUCUAGUAGAGGCUUUAAAAAUAUUAGAUAAAUUGCUAAAUAUUAAUAUGAAUGAUUCUUUAAUUUUAUGUUAUUAUGGAGAAAUUUUAUGUAAUAUGGAACAAUAUAAUAAAGCCAUAUUAUAUUUUACAAAAGCAAAUAUUAUUGAUCCAGAAAAUACUCAUAAUUUAAAUAAAAGAGCUAUUGCAUAUUAUAUUCUUCAAGAUUAUGAUAAAGUUUUAUUAGAUCUUGAUAAGAUUAUACAAUUAGAUCCAUUAAAUAGUUUAGCACAUUAUUUCAGAAGUCUAACAUAUUAUACAAAGAAAGAUAUUAAUAAUGCUGUAAUUGAAUUUAAAAAGUAUAAAGAAUUAUUUGAUUUUAAUGAUAUACUAUCAAAAACUCAACUAUUUCAUCUAGAAUAUUUACUGAACAAAAAUAAUUCUACAGAAUUAAAUAAUAUAUUAACAAAAAUUAAUCAAAUUUCUAAUAUUAAAGGUAAUAAGUUACUACUUUUAAUUAGAUGUAAAAUACAUAUGGAAUUAAAAAUGCAUCAUGAAAUAAAAAUAGAUUUAGAUUUAUUAUAUUUAAGUAAAGGUUAUUUUGAAUAUAUUUCAUAUUUUUAUUUUUUGCAAGAAUGCAUUGUGGAUUUUUGGCCACUUUCAGUAGUUAAUAACAAACUUGGAAUUGUUAAUGGAUUUAGUAAACACAUGUAUGAAAAAUCACUUGUUUAUUUUAUGUCAAAUCUGGUAAAUCUAGAUAACCAACUUCAUCAAUUUCAAGAAAAUGAUAUAAAUAGUUUAUCAGAAAAGGUGAUAAAUCCAAAAAAUGAAAAACUUUAUUUGAAUUUGCCCAUAUUGAAUAAGCACAUUUAUAAUUUUAAAAUUAUUUGGAAAAUAAAUGUUAAAGAAAUAUUACAUAAAGAAUGCUUAAUAAAAUUUAUAAUUAAAAAUGAUUCUGAACAACAAGAACAUAUUUUAAAACAUGAAGAUGUGUUAAAAAUUGUGGGAUUAGGUUGGAUUGAAUAUCAGCUUCCAAUAAAUAUAUAUGAAUGUGAAAUACAACUUUCAAUUGAAAUAAAUGGUUCUAUUAAUAUGCAAAUAGAUUAUGUUCGAUUUGGCUCUAAUAAUGAAAUGAUAACUUGUAUUCCUAAUAUGGGUGAUUUGUUGCUAGAUUUUCAUAAAAUUUGUCCAAAUGUUCCAGAAACUUUUAAAGAUAAAUAUUUUUCAAGAAUAGAAAUGGAGAACUUGCUUGAGUUGAAAGAUAUAAUUAAUAACUUAAAAUGA